CUGGGAGAGUGGUGCGCGCUGGACUUUUACAGGUGCGUGCGAACGAAAGACCCCCGUUGGUUGGCAGCUCCGGCUGUAGAAAACAUGCCAGGUCUCAUGCGGGAGCACUUGGCAGAAGUAAAUGCCACCUUUACACCUUGCCACUGUUCCUUUCGUUAUGUGCAAAUUUGGGGCGUUCAGGCCCAGUCUUUUUCUUUCCUUGUGUUUUCUUGCGGAUGUGUUUUUUGUUUAAAGAGAGUUCCUCUAUGUUUUGUGUGCCGACUUUUCUUGUUUAAGUGACCUUCGCUGAGAGCUUGAAAGCAUGGUUUCGCCCGCCCACUUCCAACCAAGGGUGGCUUCUGUAUCGCAACGUCGAUGGGGUCACUUUGUGGAGAGUUUUCACUUUGAAGAGCGCAUGGAGUUCAAUGAGGGUGACAUUGGUUUGGCUGGCGGGAUUCAGAUCUUGGAGCCUGCAAACCUCAAUCCCACCAAUGUGGACACAAUCAGGAGAUAUGGUGGCUCCACUUCACCAGACAUGCCCUGGCCAGAGGAGCACGACGAUGAUGAAGACUGUCGCAUCGAACGCUUGGAAAAGAUCAUGUCAAGAGCCAUGAAGAAGAUGGACAAGAACGGAACCCGUUUGGGACCUUCCUCCCAAGGCUCCAGUGCAUCAUCCGGGAUGAGCAGCCAGAGCAGCCAUGAUAGCCAGCAUGAGUAGAGAAGCCCGCAGGAAGCAAGGAAACGAUGACUUGCAUUGUCCUUUUCAGAAAAUGACAUUAAACAGUUUGGGAGACGAAGAUAUCCUUCGUCUCGCUUACAUGUAUCGUCGUAUGCAUUGUUGCACUGUUUCAAUGGCUGUGCAGAAGCUGACAAGAGCUUUUUGCAUCGCCUUCCAGUUCGCCAGUUCCGAAUUGCCAGUUCUGUGGGUCACAAGCUGCCCAGAGAAGCUGGCGAGCGCCAAAUGCGCGUCUUGCAAGCUGUAAGCUUGUUAUGGUGAGAAAGCAAAGAGUUUUUCUUCUAUUGGAGGGUGGGUAGGCGCUGCAGUUGCUUAACUAAGCCUUUUCAAAGUAGAGGCUCUACUAGCUGAGGGCAGGGAGCGUCCUCGAAGAAACCUGAGCCUUUAUGAUUUGGUUCCCAGAUGCCCUUUGCUCCUAGUAGCUUCUUGCUCCUAGUAGUAAGGCCAGGAGCCCCUAGUAGCGUUCUUGUUCCGUUCUUUCUUUUAUGUUCUUCCUCUUUCAAUCUUCAGGCCUUUCUUCCAUUUCUUGUCAUGUGGUUUCCUUUUCUUUCUUCAGAUGGUUCCUUUUGAUGUUCAUGAUUUGCUUUCUGCAGCACAAGCCUCGGAAAAUUGGAUGGAGGAAUGACCUCCAAGACUAAAAGCAGACCUAAGGCAGGCCUCUGAUAAAGCAUUCGAAGAGAGAAAAAUGAAAAAGAUCGUUAAAAACAUGGGAACAGGAAAGACAAAUCUAUGGACAAUGAUGGAUCAUUGCUUCUUGAGUAGCAUUUUUGGGCUCAAGUGUGAAGAUUGCAAGCAUUUGCAGAGCUAUGGUCAUCGAUGUUAUUGUGCGCAACAAGUCUGACUGGCGUGCUCUUCGGGUCUGUCAGCCCGAUGUGUGGGUGCCGAAGAAUCAGCAAAGAACAUGUAAAGUGACACCUGGCGGGUGGGUGGACAUUGCCUAUUGUGACCGGAAAGGUGUUGCAUGGGAGACAACUUGUUGCAUUCCACAUAGCGAAUGAAGAUGACCAGAGGGAGGCAUUUAAGAACUGAGCUGCAACUUUUAAGGCUCGUCAUGGUGUGGCGGGGCCUUGCAGAAACCCCAGCACCUUUGUUCAGUUUGUAGCUGACGUGCUAGACUUACCUCUCGCCUCUAUGGCUCGAUGAGAAAAGUCUGUUGCAGCUUUGCAACAGUGCGGUCGUUAUACUCAAA
Durusdinium trenchii is the source of this 1904-nucleotide messenger RNA. Lineage: Eukaryota; Dinophyceae; Suessiales; Symbiodiniaceae. The record is from the annotation of a GenBank genome assembly.